Messenger RNA from Lizanozyma spartinae, 819 nucleotides. RefSeq lists its product as uncharacterized. The coding region runs from base 1 to 819 and encodes 272 amino acids. Lineage: Eukaryota; Fungi; Ascomycota; Pichiomycetes; Serinales; Debaryomycetaceae. The transcript has 2 exons. The record is from RefSeq and is a predicted model, not a curated record.
AUGACAUCAUUACCAAAUGCUAUAAAGCUAGAAACCAAGUUUCCUCAAUUGCUUAUUUUCAGAGAUUUUGGUAAUCUUCAAUUGGUUGCAGACGAUCAGCAUACAGUGACACCUUUCCAUAUAAUCUACCCCCCCACCAAAAUAGUCAAGCCUAUCCUAUUCAAUCCUUUGAGGUUUGGUUCUGGUAAUGGGGGUCUUCUCAAUAUGGCCACCAAGGAAUUGGAUUCACUGCUUACACCACUGGAAGCAUUCUGUUGUCUUUUGGCUUUUGCUUUGGGCUUUGGUUCUGGAUGUAUGAGAUAUCUGAUGAAUCCUCGAAUUUUGUCUCAAUGGAAGUACUGGAGUAAUCAGAUUACCCAGAAGGCACUUGCCAUGUACUUGUAUGAGACCUCACAGGCCAAAGACAUCACUCAAACUGUGGUGUAUUGCUACUUGCAAGUAGCUUUGCUUUAUGCAAGUUCAACGGGUAAUGAAAUCAAGUUUCUUACUGCACUACAACUUAAAAGGUAUGAAUCAAAUAUGAAAUACUUUGACCUUAGAUUCAACUAUAGUUCUGCGGUAUUUGCCCCUAUUUUGAUAUGUGGUAAUAGAAGUUCUUUCAUGCGGCAAUAUAACCCUAGAAUCUUAAUAGAAUUUGAAGAGACAGUUGAACUUCUACAGCCAUUUGUUAAAAAAGAUAACGCUCAUUUCAUGGAAUUGAAAAACUUUUUGAACUUUUUGCAAGAUAUUAUUGAUUACAAAUGCGGCACUAUAAAUCCUGAAUCCUACCUUUUCAAUUUUGAAAUCAUCCACAGAAUUACAAAACUUUUACUUUCUUGA